Molecule: messenger RNA, 1017 nt
Organism: Aspergillus chevalieri
Lineage: Eukaryota; Fungi; Ascomycota; Eurotiomycetes; Eurotiales; Aspergillaceae
Exons: 1
Coding region: 1-1017 (338 amino acids)
Cellular component (GO): mitochondrion
Molecular function (GO): amidinotransferase activity
Source: RefSeq, a predicted model, not a curated record
AUGACCUCACCUGCAGUACACGCCGACGACGAAUGGUCCCCUCUCCGCGCCGUUAUCGUCGGUCGAGCUGGAAGGUCAUGUUUUCCCAGUGCUUCGAAAAGGAUGAUCGAGGCGACCAUGCCAUCGGAACAUGUCCACCGCUUUCAGCUAAAGUCCCCCUUCCCUGAGAAUCUCGUCGCCAAAGCAGAAGUCGAGCUAGACCAGUUCGCCGCUAUCCUGGAGAAAGAGGGCGUAAAGGUAUACCGGCCUAAGGGCAUCGACUGGCUGGUUGUAGACGGCUAUACAGGGGCUAUGCCGCGGGAUGGACUUAUGAGCGUCGGGAAUACACUGAUCGAAGCGUGCUUCGCAUGGCAAUGCCGCUCACGAGAGAUCGAGCUCGGGUUCACGCCUAUUCUCGACGAACUCGCGCAUGAUCCCCGAGUGCGUGUCGUGCGGCGACCCGAGUAUGCCUUCGCAGAUACCAUAGACGACAAUGAAGGCAAAUGGGCAAUCAACAACAUCCGACCCGCGUUCGACACAGCCGACUUCAUGCGCUUCGGCCGCACCCUCAUCGGCCAGUACAGCCACGUCACCAACCAAGCAGGCGUGGACUACGUACGCCAGCACCUACCCCCCGGCUAUACCAUCGAGAUCCUCGAUGUCAACGACCCGCACGCAAUGCACAUCGACGCAACCAUCCUCCCCCUACGCGAGGGCCUGCUCGUAUACCACCCGCACAAAGUCACCGAGGAGGCACUGCGGCGGCAUACUGUUCUUGCGGAGUGGGACCUGCAUGCUUACCCGUUCACGCCCGAGGGUAGAGAUGAACCACCGUUGUACAUGACUAGUCCGUGGUUGUGCUUGAAUGCGUUGGUGUUGGAUGGGAAGAGGGUAAUUGUUGAGGCAGGGGAUGAGCGGACGGCGGGGUGGUUUGAGGAGUUGGGGAUGGUGUGUAUUCGGUGUCCGUUUCAGCAUGUAAAUAGUAUUGGGGGUUCGUUUCAUUGUGCGACGGUUGAUCUUGUGCGUGAGCAGGAAUGA